UUAUUGUGAAGGUUUGUGAUUGUGAAUAUUAUUCAUAAUGAAGAUACCUUCCAAUUUCCAAUAUAAUAAUUUCAUGUAUAAACUUUUCGUUAUUAAAUACUAUUUAAUUUAUUAAUGAAAUGGGAACUCUUGUUGGGCAAUGGUAUAAUUUGGGAAGUAAUUUUACUGGUUCUCUUGGAGAAUUAAAUAAUUGUGGAUAUUCAUCAAAUACUAGUGAGGAAUUCAUGAAACAAAAUUGGGAUACUGAAUCGAAUAAUAUAUCAUUUCCAUCUUGGAUGUCCAAGAAUAAUCAUCAAACUAUGGAUCUUGAUGAAAGAUCAUUGAAAACAUCAUUUAUGAAUAGUCUUAUUUUAGAUAUGCAAGAUUUUUCGAAAACUGAUAUUUUUACAGAAACAUCUAAUAGUCAUAAUUCUGCAAAUUUACUUAGUUUAACACAAUUAUUGGGAUUAAGUCGUCUAAUGAACUUUAUUAUGUAUAAAUCUCGUCAAACCAAUACAGAUGCUGAACUUGUUGGUAAUGUCCAUCAACGUUCAUUUACGGAUUAUAUUUUUGCACAAUCUCAAUUAGAGCGAAAAGCUAGAAGACGUAGUCAUUACCCUAUAUUAAAAACUUUUUCUUAUUCGAAUUCACUAAAUGCUAGUUUAACAAGUAUAGUUGAUACUGAUCAUUGUGUACAUUCUAAAUGGGAUACAAUUGAAACUUAUUUCAGUAAACGAUGCAGACGUCGUCACUGUAACAGUGAAAGUGGUUUAUUCUCACUUGAAGAUAACUUAUCCUCAUUAUUCUUACAUGAUAUUGAGUAUAAUAAAAAUAAUAAUGACAAUGAAGAAGAUAAACAAAAUCUAAGUACAAAUAUUACAACAUCAAUACAUCUAGAAGAAGCACAAAAUAUUUCAUCAACAAGCUUAGACUUGAAAACAAACAACUUUGGAGAGAUGAAGACAAAUGAUGAAAAUGUUUGCUCACAUUAUCAAUCCGAAGAUAAUUGCCUUUCACUUAUAGUAAAUACAAAUGAAAAUGAUAAUCAAGUUUCUUUGUCAGCUGAAAAUCAAAAUUCUAAUUGUAUAAAUGAAUUACAAAAUGAACUACCUUUAAUAAACAUUACAAAUUCAAUUGAAUCAAACAAUGAACCUGUAAAUAAUAUUGUGAAUAAGCCAAUUACACGUUCAUCAACAUCGAAAAAUAAUAUGAAAUUAAAUAAAUCUGUAUCAUUUGCUGAUGAAGUUGGAAAAUCUUUAACUGAAAUAUUUACACUAUGCGAUGAUGAUGAAUUAUGUAAUGGAUUUUCAGAAUUGGAUACAUUGGACAAUUACAAUUUUGGAUCCAUUAAAGAUUAUAAAUCAUAUGAUAAUCAAAAUAAACGUUCAAAAUUUCAAAUCUUUUACGGUGAUGAAUAUUUUGAUACUGAAUCUCCAGGUAAAACUCAAAAUACAUAUGAAAACAACAACAACAACAAUAAUCAAUUAAUGAAAUUCAAUACUACUGAUAUUGAAUCACAUUAUAUAUGGAGUUUAACCUUUUCUCAACCAGCAUCACGUUAUUAUGAAUUUAGACAAAAACUUGAAAAAUUUAUGAUUUCAUUAGAAAGUAUUAAUAUCAUACAAUCCAAUACUACUACUACUACUACUACUACUACUACUAAUAAUAAUAAUAAUAAUAAUAAUAAUAAUAAUAAUAGCAGCCCAUUAACGUCUUAUAUUAAAUUAAAAGGUACUAUAAAAAUAAAAAACAUUUGUUAUGAUAAAUCAGUUUAUAUACGUUUAACUAAAGAUAAUUGGAAAACUUUCAUUGAUUAUCCAGCCAUCUAUAGUUCACAAUUAUCAUCUAGUACAUGGUCUAAUACAAAACGUUAUGAUACAUUUAUAUUUAAUAUUCUAAUAGAAUCAGAUGAACAAUCUUUUAAUCCAAAUGAUAAAAUUGAAUUUGCUAUUUGUUUUAUUGCAUUCAAUAAUAAUAAUCAUAAUGAUAAAACAGAAUAUUGGGAUAAUAAUAAUAAUGAAAAUUAUAUUAUAGAACAACGUAAACUUCAUCCACAUUUAAUCAAUAUAAUGAAUAUUAAUAAUUCACAAUCAUCUAAUCAAUCUAAUAUACAAACAAAUCAAUUAUCGAUAAUCGAUAAAUCAUCAAAUAAUAAUAGUAAUAAUAAUAAUAAUAAUUGUACUAUAGAAUAUAAUAUACCAUCUUAUACAUUAGAUUGUCGACCUAAUUUUGAUGGAUUUACAUCAUUUACAAAUUAUAGAGCAUGGAAUCAUUUCUCUGGUGAAACAAGUUAUUAUUAA
This is a messenger RNA of Schistosoma margrebowiei, 2279 nucleotides long. NCBI's taxonomy places the organism in Eukaryota, Metazoa, Platyhelminthes, Trematoda, Strigeidida, Schistosomatidae. The record is from the annotation of a GenBank genome assembly.